Colletotrichum acutatum is the source of this 462-nucleotide messenger RNA. RefSeq lists its product as uncharacterized. Bases 1 to 462 code for a protein of 153 amino acids. The record is from RefSeq and is a predicted model, not a curated record. NCBI's taxonomy places the organism in Eukaryota, Fungi, Ascomycota, Sordariomycetes, Glomerellales, Glomerellaceae. The transcript has 2 exons.
AUGGGCAACGGCGCUACGGUCAACGAGAUUGAGGAAGUUUGGUAUUUCUUGGCGAGCGUCGGCGGAGCGAUGCUCAUCAUGCUUCUCGUCCGAGACAUCUCCACGUGGUGCAGAGAUAACCUAUUCGAACGCCGCAUCGAGAGCCUCCGCAAAGACAUCCUGCGCGAGCGUCGCGAGUACGAAAAGGCUAAGGCGAACGCUUGGAGCCUUUUUAUGCACAAGGGUGAACGGAUCGAUCGAGAGGAGAAGGCGAUUGAGAAGGGUAAAGAGGAGGUGAAGCAGAUGAGGGCCGACCUAGAGAAGAAAAAGAACGAGGUGGAGAAUAUGAAGGCCGAUGUUGAGAAGGGUUUGGAGGAGCUCCGGAAGCUACGUGCUAAGAUCAUCGAGAAGGCAGACAAGAAUGACGACUCUAGCGACAAGGUUGAAGAUAUGGACGACACCGAUCGUGAGCUGGAGCAAUAG